CCUUCAACCAAGCGCUGGUGCCUUGUUGGCCCCCAGGCCCUUGGGGUACCUGCCACUGUUUGUCGAAAUGAUAAAAGCUAGGUUAGCCGGAGCCGGAUCCUUCCCUGGACCCACUUGGUCGUGCACGCUGAUUAGCACUCGGAAAUUCUUGUCCUCAGUUUUUCGGGCAGAAAACGAUCAUGUCGUGUGCUUCCGUGUCUUCAGUGACCAAAGAACAACCAUCGCCUGCAGCUAAUCCAGACCCACGCUCUAUAUUCAGCGCCGCGCAACAAAAAGUGACUACGAAGCACGGCUGGCUUGGUGACUAUGAUUAUCGAUGGCUCUGUCUACCCUCUCUUCCUACAGCUAGACGCAAACAGCCACCGUUUUAUGGUAUUGAAGAUGAACUCCCACUCGUUCUGGCUAUGGCGAGUGGGUUACAGCACGCACUCGCGAUGCUUGCAGGUCUCAUCACACCACCCAUCAUCCUUGCUAGUACCUUGAUGCUGGAUGCUAGUACGUCGUCCUACAUGAUAUCAGCUUCACUCAUCGGAUGUGGCAUUCUUAGUCUAGUUCAAAUGUCACACGUAAAGUUGUGGAGGGGUUAUUACCUCGGUACUGGGCUGUUGUCCGUUGUCGGGACCAGUUUUGCUACACUCAGUACGGCAAAUGCUAUUUUCAACGCGAUGUAUGCCAACGGCACAUGCCCUUCGACAACCGCUGCGGAUGGCACUGUGACACGAGGUCCGUGCCCAGAUGCUUAUGGGAUGGUACUUGGCACAUCCCUUAUCUGUUCAUUUCUGGAGAUUGGAUUGUCAUUUGUCCGUCCGCGAAUUUUGCAACGGAUCUUUCCUCCCAUGGUCACUGGCACCGUUAUCCUGAUGAUCGGUUCAUCCCUCAUCGGGGCUUCUGGGAUCUCUAACUGGGGUGGUGGUUCGAAUGGGUGUCAAACGCGCCCAACUAGCGGGAUCUAUCAGUUAUGCCCGACAGUUGGGGCUCCCCAUGCUUUACCAUGGGGCUCUCCAGAGUUCAUCGGUCUCGGGUUCCUUUCUUUCGUGAGCAUAAUCCUCACGGAACUAUUCGGCUCUCCAUUCCUCAAGAAUGCGAGUAUCAUCGUUGGGCUUGCUGUGGGAUGCAUCGUCGCUGGUGCGGCAGGAUACAUCGACGGAAGUACCAUCACGACCGCACCUGCAAUCACAUUUUUAUGGGUACAUCGAUUCAAGAUCAAUGUGUACGGACCGGCCAUCUUGCCUAUGCUGGCAGUAUACGUUUCGCUGGCAAUGGAAGCCAUUGGUGACAUCACUGCAUCUGCGGAAGUGUCUCGCAUCCGUGUCGAUGGAGAGGACUUCGAUUCAAGAAUACAAGGCGGUAUUUUGAGCGAUGGGAUAGGUGGAUUCGUUUCCGCCUUGUUUACUGUCGCUCCGCUGUCGAUAUUUGCUCAGAAUAACGGUGUCAUUUCCGUCACUCGCUGUGCAAACCGCGCAGCAGGAAGAUGGUGUUGUGUCUUCCUCAUCAUAUUUGGUACAGUCGGAAAGAUUUCAGGGUUCUUCCUCGCAAUACCCAAUCCUGUCUUGGGUGGUGUGACAACCUUCCUCUUUGCGAGCGUUGUCGUCUCAGGUCUCCGUGUUCUUUCCUUCGUCAAGUACACGCGGCGCGAUAGAUUCAUCCUCGCUGCAGCACUGUCGUUUGGCUUCGGGGACCUUCUUAUGCCCGGUAUAUUCACUCACCUAUUCGAUGGAGUGAAGAACCCAAAUAAAGGCCUCGAAGGGUUGUUUGAGAGCAUCACGAUCGUGUUGAGCACACCCUUUUUAAUGUCUGGCCUUGUUGCCCUGGUGCUGAACUUGUUGCUCCCGGAGGAGGGAUCUCAGGAGGAAGAUGAGGAGGGCGUUGAGGUUGUGUAGGAUUUGGAGGUUCAAAUGAGAGAUCAGGAACGGAAGCCGUGAUUUGUACAACGCACGCUGAUUUCAACGUGGUGACACAUGAAAUGGGCUCUCCUGAGCCCAAGUUGGUGGUUGAACGUCAUGUGGCCCCCGUUUGUAAGUUAAGCAAUCCACAUGUUGUAGGUGGUCGAACUGGAAUGUCAUAUUAUCACAUACUGGAUUGAUCUGCU
Molecule: messenger RNA, 2089 nt
Organism: Suillus paluster
Lineage: Eukaryota; Fungi; Basidiomycota; Agaricomycetes; Boletales; Suillaceae
Product: xanthine/uracil permease
Exons: 12
Coding region: 180-1880 (566 amino acids)
Biological process (GO): xanthine transport; transmembrane transport
Cellular component (GO): membrane; fungal-type vacuole
Molecular function (GO): xanthine transmembrane transporter activity
Source: RefSeq, a predicted model, not a curated record